Sesamum indicum (sesame) is the source of this 2337-nucleotide messenger RNA. RefSeq names its product NAD(P)H-quinone oxidoreductase subunit, putative (DUF581). The record is from RefSeq and is a predicted model, not a curated record. NCBI's taxonomy places the organism in Eukaryota, Viridiplantae, Streptophyta, Magnoliopsida, Lamiales, Pedaliaceae.
CGGCACGCGCUCACUGAGAGUGAGGAAGAAAGAGAGCAGAAAUACCAGAAACAGCAGCAGUAAAUAUAUGGAGAGAAUCAGAGCAGGUUCCCUUCUUGCAAAGAAAGUGCGUUGAAGAUUUGCCAUUUAUAGAGAGAAAAAGAAAAGAAAAAAGAAGAAGAAGAAGAAAAGGUAGGUGGGAUUGAAGUAUCCAAACCACUGAUUUUCAUGCACACGCUUUCUCCCUCUGUCACAUGCACACAAACAAUUCCCCGUUUCUUUCUGUAAAAAAAUUCCGUGGGCAUGCAAUUCCAAUCAAAGAAAAUUCAUGGUUGUAGUGGGGGGCAAACAGAAAGUGCACCCACUCACGGUAUAGUGUGUGUUUGUGAGAGAGCUUUUUGUUUUUUUCUCGAGUCUUUUAAAUUAUUUUGUUUUCUCUUCUUCAGGUACUUUUAAUCUUAUGGGCCUUGUCUGCAUGUAAGGUGCUGAAUCUUUAUGAUGAAUAGAGACAGUUUUGGGCUCAAAUAACAAUAAUAGUGGGGGUGGGGAGGGCAAAUAACACAAGGGAGGGGGAAAGGAAACAAGAAAAAGGAAGUGAAGAAAGAAAAUUUAGAAGCUUUGUGUAGUAAUCUUUUUUGUUUGGAUGUGUGUAGUACUGAUGAUGACUAUUGAGGGUUUGUUCGUAUGUCGGUUUUGGGAGGGUAAAGGAUUCUACUGAGGGGAAAACUAAGAGAGAAUAAUUGCGGCAAAAUCGGGGAAAAAGCUCUCAAGGUUUCUUUUCUCUCAUCUCUUUACCUGUUCUUGGCUUUUUGAUGUAUCUCUUUCAGAGAGCUGGUGUUGAGUUGUUUUGAGAGUGAAGGUUUGUUGAAUUUCAUGAAAAGUUUGAUCUUUGAUUGAUUGAACCCUGGAUUUGCCCAAGAAUCCGUGUAUUUUUCUUGGCUUUUUGUUUUUGCUGAGCUUGAAGGUGGUGAUUUUUGCUGUUUGCUACAGCCAUUGAUUUCAGAGAAUUGAUUUGAAGAAGAAGUUCUUGAGCACCACCUGAAAGAAACAAGCUCUGAUGGCAGAUUAUGGCUCUGUGCAACCCCCUAAAAUCAAUUAUAAACAGCUCAGUUCCUCAUUUUUCAGUUCACCUAGGUUAUUCACUGGUUUUGUCUCAAAGGGCUGUAAUGAAACUGAAUCCACUAUGAGUAGUCCCACUUCAAUUCUUGAUACCAAACCAUUUUCUGCUCUGAGAAACCCCUUUUGGUCUGAUGUGAAAACUCCCAAAACUCCUAAACCAGAAUGUAAGAGUCUUUGGGAGAAAUUGGAUUCAAGAGGGGUUGGUCUUGGCCUUGUAGACGCCCUCAUUGAUGAGAAGUUUGAGUCCAACUUAUCAAAACCUCAUAGCAGAAUGGUUCUUUUUGGUUCACAGUUGAAGAUUCAGGUCCCUCCCCUGCCUCCACCUGUUCUUUCCCCUAAUGAAUCACCAAAAUCUCCUGGUGAUUUUGGUAUCAAGACUAGGAAUUCUCAUGUGGGUUCAUUCUCACCUGGCUUGUCCACUUCCCCUGUGAAGAAAUCCCCAUUUGGUUCGUCUAAUCAUGGUGGUUUGAGUAGCCUUUCUGCUAGUGAAAUGGAGCUUUCUGAGGACUACACGUGUGUGAUAUCCUACGGCCCGAAUCCGAGGACUACUCAUAUAUUCGAUGAUAGCGUUGUUGAGAGCUGCUGUGGUGUUGUCAAGUUCUCUGAAUCAAGAAAGGAGAAUGUGUUCUUUGCCAAUCGGUCGAUGAGUUACCCAUCUGAGAGUUUCCUCAGUUUUUGCUACUGCUGCAAGAAGAAUCUUGGACAAGGGAAAGACAUUUACAUGUACAGGGGUGAAAAAGCAUUUUGCAGCAGUGAAUGUCGUUACAAGGAGAUGAUGCUGGAAGAGGAGACGGUGGAGGGGCCGGAAACCUCAGACUCCGACGACAUUUAUGGUACUUUUCCAUGACAACUCUCUCACCGGCUUCAUUACACUGAUGCCCGUCUCAUCGACCUGAUCAUCGAUAUUCGCUCGCUGUAAAACUCAUACAUCAAUGCAGAUGAAUCAAAUCAAGAUUGUACAAUACCCCAAUGGUUUGAGUCUGUUUUGGUGUUUUUCUUCAGAGUCUCUGUAGACUGGAAUCCAAGAUUUUUGGUGUUUGUUUGUUUGUUUUUUUUUUUUUUAUUUGAAAGAAGGAGAAAUAGUCUAGUUCUUGGCAUUGGGAGUUGAGAUGAUGAUCAUGAUGAUGUUGGAUUAAGGGCCUGAUUGGGUUUGAUUGUUUAUUUUACUACAGAUAAUCAUCUCAUAAUUUAACUACAUUAUGACCUCGAUUGAGUUGGAUUCUUUCCUUUUUCCUAUAA